Hyaena hyaena (striped hyena) is the source of this 588-nucleotide messenger RNA. It is a transcript of the gene MYL7, whose product is annotated as myosin light chain 7. Gene Ontology annotation, biological process: cardiac muscle tissue development; heart contraction. Gene Ontology annotation, cellular component: cytoplasm; myofibril. Lineage: Eukaryota; Metazoa; Chordata; Mammalia; Carnivora; Hyaenidae. The record is from RefSeq and is a predicted model, not a curated record. The transcript is spliced from 7 exons. Gene Ontology annotation, molecular function: calcium ion binding. Bases 51 to 578 code for a protein of 175 amino acids.
UAAAAGGGGCUGUGAACCCCUUGCAGCAACCAGGCUGUCACAGAGAGAGGAUGGCCAGCAGGAAGGCGGGGACUCGGGGCAAGGCCGCGGCCACCAAGCAGGCCCAUCGGGGGUCUUCCAACGUCUUUUCCAUGUUUGAGCAAGCCCAGAUCCAGGAGUUCAAGGAGGCCUUCAGCUGCAUUGACCAGAACCGUGACGGCAUCAUCUGCAAGUCUGACCUUCGGGAGACCUACUCCCAGCUCGGGAAGGUGAGCGUCCCGGAAGAAGAGCUGGACGCCAUGCUUCAGGAGGGGAAGGGUCCCAUCAACUUCACUGUCUUCCUCACGCUCUUUGGGGAGAAGCUCAAUGGGACAGACCCCGAGGAAGCCAUCCUGAGCGCCUUCCGCAUGUUUGACCCCAGUGGCAAGGGCGUGGUGAACAAGGAUGAGUUCAAGCAGCUUCUCCUGACCCAGGCAGACAAGUUCUCUCUGGCUGAGGUGGAGCAGAUGUUCGCCCUGACGCCCAUGGACUUGGCGGGGGACAUUGACUACAAGUCUCUGUGCUACAUCAUCACCCACGGGGAUGAGAAAGAGGAGUGACGGGAGCAGC